Messenger RNA from Musa acuminata AAA Group (dessert banana), 2410 nucleotides. RefSeq names its product U-box domain-containing protein 10. The transcript has 4 exons. Gene Ontology annotation, biological process: protein ubiquitination. Lineage: Eukaryota; Viridiplantae; Streptophyta; Magnoliopsida; Zingiberales; Musaceae. The record is from RefSeq and is a predicted model, not a curated record. Bases 135 to 2138 code for a protein of 667 amino acids. Gene Ontology annotation, molecular function: ubiquitin-protein transferase activity; protein binding.
UCUGCGCCCGCGAAUCUCUCCACUGAUCCCUCCCUCAAUUAUAUUGCGAUGCCGUUGGAAUCGGCGUCUCCUCUGUCACACUCCUCCCGCGAACGCGCGAUCGCGCCUCCUCCUAUUCUUCCUCUGCCGCCGCCAUGGCCGCACCGGAGAUCCGGACGACGGCGGAGGCGAUGCUUACGCUUGUCCAAGAAGUCGCCGCUAUGGGCCCCGUCCUCGCCGCCGCCUCCGCUCCGAGCUCGCUCGGCGCCAGCUGCCUCCGCCUCUCCAGGAAGAUCUCCCUCCUCUCCCACUUCCUCGAGGAGAUCUGGGACUUCGCCGCCAGAUCCGACGACGCUACGCCGUCGCUGCCUCCCUCGGAGGCGGCCUGCUCCUCCUCCUCCCCCUCCCCGCCGGUGGACGUCACGUCUUGCUUGGCUGAUCUCUUGAUGGCGCUUGAAGCGGCCAAGAAGUGUCUUCUGCUUGGCCGCCGGCCGAGGCAGGACAAUGCCUCCUCUGAUUUGGUAGAAAAGAACAUUGAUAUCCAGUUCCAGUAUGUGACAUGGCAGCUAGAGAAGGUUCUUGGGAAGAUUCCAUAUGAAAACUUUGGCAUAUCUGAUGAAGUCCAAGAACAGGUUGAGCUGAUACGUGCUCAGCUAAGAAGAGCAACUGUGAAAAGUGGAACUACAAAUCUGAAAGUAUUUUCAGAGAUAUAUGAUAUGCUGUCACAAACAUGUGGUAAAGAACUCAAACUGCAAAGGACAAGCAGCUCUCCGGAACUUCAUAUUGAUGACACAGUUGAUGGUGAUCAUGAUUUCAAAGACAUAGUUAUGCUGGUUGCAGAAGUUAAUGGAAAGUCUAACCAUGAUAUGGAUAAUAUAACAUCGGAUAUAACAGCAGGACUUAAUAAGGCCAGGAUAGCUGAUUCCUUCAUAUCUGUUGUUAAUGAUGAUAAUCAAAUUAACUUAACCUCGCAGAUGCUGGAGGUAUUUAAGAGACCUGUCCCUUUGGAGAUUCCUGAGGAUUUCCGAUGCCCAAUUUCCCUGGAACUAAUGAAGGAUCCUGUUAUAGUUUCCACAGGGCAGACUUAUGAGCGAGCUUAUAUACAAAAAUGGAUAGAUUGCGGCAACAGAACAUGUCCAAAGACCCAGCAAAAACUUCAAAAUCUUACACUGACCCCUAACUAUGUUUUGAGAAGUCUAAUCAUGCAGUGGUGUGAACUUCAUAAGGUUGAGCAGCCACACAAAACAGUGAGUGGAUGGAUAAGGAAGAGUGAUGGAGCUUUUCAUGAAUUUACAGCGGAUAGAGUUGCUAUUGAUGUGUUGGUGUGCAAUAUCUCAAGUAGGUCUUUGGAGGAUCAGAGGUCUGCUGCUGCUGAACUAAGGUCCCUGGCAAAAAGGAGCACAGACAACCGGAUUCUGAUAGCAGAGGCCGGAGCAAUUCCUGUUCUUGUGAAACUGCUAUCAGCUGAUGACCAUAAAAUCCAAGAACAUGCAGUGACAGCACUACUGAACCUUUCUAUUUAUGAACAUAACAAGGAAUUAAUAGUACUGGCUGGUGCCAUUGGUCCAAUCAUUCAAGUGCUCAGAGGUGGAAGCAUGGAAGCAAGAGAAAAUGCAGCAGCUGCCAUUUUUAGCUUAUCACUUAUUGAUGACAAUAAGAUAACAAUUGGAAGUGCACCAGGAGCUUUUGAUGCAUUGAUCGAGUUACUGUAUAGUGGGAGUCACAGGGGAAAGAAAGAUGCUGCGACAGCCUUGUUCAACUUGUGCAUAUAUCAAGGAAACAAAGCCCGUGCUAUUCGAGCUGGAAUUCUGUCACCUUUGCUGAAGAUGCUUCAGGAACCAUUGAGCAAUGGCAUGAUAGAUGAAGCACUAACCAUUUUAUCAGUUCUUGUGAGCCAUCAAGAAGGAAAGAUGGCAAUAGCCAGGGCCAACACUAUCCCACUUCUGAUUGACCUGCUAAGGACUGGCCAACCUCGCAAUAAGGAGAAUGCAGCAGCUAUACUACUUGCACUUUGCAAGAAAGAUAAUGAGAAUUUGGCAUGCAUUGGGAGAUUAGGUGCCCUUAUACCGCUGACCGAGCUCGCAAAGAGUGGUACGGACCGAGCUAAGCGCAAGGCCACUUCUCUCUUGGAGCAUCUUUGUAAGUUGCAAAUGCUAUAGCUGACCUUCAUUUCGGUUUAUAUAUACUUGAAGGCUAGCUUGCAUUAUUUAUGAGUGAAACUCAUUGAUGUCAACUACAUGUCUGUCUACUUUUUUUCGUUAUUUGAUUCUUUGCAGAAGUGUGCAAGGAUUGUUAAGUACCUUUUGCUAUUUUCCAACUUAUUGUGUAAAAUAAACAGUUGGUGUGGUUGCUCCUCCUUUUGUUUUGGUUAUUCUCUCUGUAUAGAUGGAACAAUCUGCACUAUAAAAAUCUUUGUCAGUCUUUUGUAUUA